Molecule: messenger RNA, 1680 nt
Organism: Colletotrichum orchidophilum
Lineage: Eukaryota; Fungi; Ascomycota; Sordariomycetes; Glomerellales; Glomerellaceae
Product: F-box protein
Exons: 1
Coding region: 1-1680 (559 amino acids)
Biological process (GO): phosphatidylcholine biosynthetic process
Source: RefSeq, a predicted model, not a curated record
AUGGACGAAUCAAGACCAUCGGAUUUACCCAGCGCUAAGGGCGACGAUGCUCAAACAGAUAGCGAGGCCGCCUUUACUCCCGACCCGACCGACACCCAAUCCGCCCCAAGCGGCUCUCCCCCAGACCACGAUGGCCUCCAUACCCCGACCCUCGGCCCCGUCAACUCGGGAAGCCCCAAGCUGUCGAGACACCCGUCCUUCUCCGGCAGCAGUUCCUAUCAAGAAGACUGGGACGUCUUCCCGCCCCUCGAUCGCAUCUCUGUUCUCGAUCUCCUAGACAACUUUGCUCUCCCGCAGCAGCUCGAGAAGCUGCAAAAGGGCUUCUCUGCUCAGACGCAGAAAGUCCGCAAAUCUAGGGAUGCAUUUAAGAACAAAAGCCAGCACGCCCGGGAGCGGAUGGUGGACGAGUGGCGUCGACGCGUUCCUACCGCCGACGAGCAACUAGAGAGAUAUAGGAAGCGGAUGCGCACCAGCGUCGACAAGCUGGGGAAGCAAUGGAACGACACUAGGGUGGUGACGCUACGCGAAAAGGUGUCGUUCAUCUUUGGCGUCAUGAACAUCUUCGUCAGCGGCCUUCUCAUGGGCGGGUGGCCUGAGUAUUUCCACUUGUGGUACACGGUCCAAGUGCUGUACUUCAUGCCCAUUCGAUCUUUCACCUACCAUCGCCGAGGUUACCACUACUUCCUCGCCGAUCUCUGCUACUUCGUCAACUUGCUCUUAGUUCUCAGCAUCUGGAUCUUCCCCGGCUCGAAACGACUUUUCCUAGCUACCUACUGCCUUGCAUUUGGCAACAACGCUGUUGCAAUCAUCAUGUGGAGAAACUCGCUCGUCUUCCACAGUUUCGACAAAGUCACUUCAUUAUUCAUUCACAUCAUGCCUUGCGCAACGCUUCAUUGCAUAGUCCACCUGUGGCCUGCGGAGCUCCAAGCUAAUCGUCUGCCUGCCAUAUGGGCUCUACAGCACUCACCUGCUGGCUCGCCUAGAGGUUACGGAAACAUCAUCUCUAUGCUCGCUUGGAGCUCCGUUCCCUAUGCUAUCUGGCAGCUGUCCUACUACUUCUUCAUUACUGUUCGUCGGCGUGACAAGAUUGCUGCCGGGCGGCCAACAUCGUUUACUUGGCUGCGCAAGUCAUACUCGAAGACUUGGAUCGGCAAGAUCGUUCUUUCCUUACCAGAAGCUCUGCAAGAAUCAGCUUUCAUGUUGAUCCAAUAUUCGUACGCGGUAUUUACCAUGCUUCCUUGCCCUCUCUGGUUCAUGAGCAAAUAUGCGUCAGCGGCUUUCCUCUCGGUUGUCUUCACCUGGAGCGUGUACAACGGAGCAACUUACUACAUCGACGUCUUUGGAACGCGCUUCCAGAAGGAGCUCGAGGCGCUGAGGGCUGAGGUCAAGCAGUGGCAGAACACACCCGAGAUGAGCGGCCAGUCGCCCCUGAUGACGCCAAACCCCGAGGGAUCCGCGCCGAGCGAGCUGCACCUCACGAACAGCCAGGACGCAGCAGGUGGCAAUCUCAACUCUGUCUUCAAGCAAGAGAACACGCUGGUGGAAGAGAGCAUAAAAGCCGGGGCGCAAUCUGACCGGAUAUCGCUGCUGAGCGAAGAGCUUUCGGCUCAGGGGGUGGCCAGUGGGAUUGAUGGGGGUGCUAGAGAUGUUGCCAAAGAGAGGAAGGCAGGCUCUCAUUGA